AUGGUCGCAGUAGCGAGAACAGGGCGACGCGAUCGGCGCAAUCGAUCCGGACGAGGCGUCCGCGACUUUAUCGCCGCCAUCGCCGCCGUCGCCUUGACGUUGGUUGGUCCUGCAGCCAGGUCCACGUCGCCAGGUCGCGUGGAAGCGGCGGCGGCGGCAACACCGCCCGCAUCGGACUCGGAAGAAGGAUCACAUUCUCCUCCUGCCGAUCGCAAUGUUUCGCCGGACCUCGUGGUUCAGUCCGCUGUUUCCCGUCUCUUGACGGAACGCGCGUCAACACCACGGCCGGUAUUCAGUGCGCCUCGACGAAACGGACGACUCGUCAAGAGGCGUCCGGGACCGAAACCCGGUCAGCCUAGAAAGAGAGCCAGAACAGCGGCGGAGGCCUACGACGCUGAACAAGGAUUUACACCUACUGCAGGUGGUAGUAGGACCAUCGACGAACCGUCGACGGCCGUCCGAACUAGUAUACCGGAACCGUCGGUGGUGGCCUCUUCGACGAUUCCGUCGCCGCCGCUGCCAUUAGAUGAUGAUCAACCACUGCCACAACCGGUGCCACUCUCCAAGAGUGCCAAAUUGAUGUGGCACGACGUUGCAAUCACACCGUCGACCUGCUCCACCACCACCAUCACCACGAGGCGCGUUACAACUUCCACGUUGAAUGCUCCGCCAAAAGCGCGUGUAUCUGCGGGCAGGCCCUGCAAGGUUAAACGACCUGGACGCCUACCACGAGCGAGCCACCCCCCCCCCGCCGCACCUGCUACGCCCAUUGUUCGGGAGGCACGUGUCGUCCUCGAACAAAUUGAUUUGGUGACACCGUCACCUGCAGUGUCUGCUUCUUCUGCGAGCUCGUCGCAGAAUAGCCGUCGCGAUGCCGCCGCCGGUAGUGGUCGGUGA
Molecule: messenger RNA, 897 nt
Organism: Wasmannia auropunctata (little fire ant)
Lineage: Eukaryota; Metazoa; Arthropoda; Insecta; Hymenoptera; Formicidae
Product: helicase SRCAP-like
Exons: 1
Coding region: 1-897 (298 amino acids)
Source: RefSeq, a predicted model, not a curated record